Molecule: messenger RNA, 737 nt
Organism: Homarus americanus (American lobster)
Lineage: Eukaryota; Metazoa; Arthropoda; Malacostraca; Decapoda; Nephropidae
Exons: 4
Coding region: 21-533 (170 amino acids)
Source: RefSeq, a predicted model, not a curated record
AGUACACGACGGCGUGACCCAUGGGAGCCGUCAUGUGGGAGGAGUUGCGUCAUCUAACACACCUACCUAGGAGUAUAUAUGGAAACCAAGAGAAGAUGUGGCACUCAUUCUCUGCUGCUGCACUUAACACCAUGAAGAGUUUGCUGGUGAUGGUAGCUACUCUGAGCCUCGCAUGGGGGCAAGAGAUGCACUGCCACUGCGCCACCUUCGUCUCCACAGUGGAAGGAGGAAUACUGAUGCACAACCUACCCUACACUGAGGUGACGGACUGUGACGACUUUGAGGGAUGCGAGUCACGAUGCACCAAAGAGUUCAUAGACUUGACUGAUGGAGGUGACCUGGACCAUGAAUUGGAAGACGGCAACAUUGUCGGUCAAUUGUGUUGUGACACUGCAGCGGCUGAAGGAUAUGAAAACCUCAUGCCCAGCGAGGUGUACAUGUACAGCAGCAUCUGCCAUGGUCCCUGGUUGUACAAUGGGUACAAGAGCAAGCAGAAGUUGUGUUGUGAUGAAGGGAAAUACGUCCAUUGUUAAGUCCUCUCCUUACUCCAUCAACUCGACCAAUGCUUCUUCUUCUUAAUGAUUACAAGAUAUUAAUAGAAGGAACGAUUGAAGAGAGAAUUAUUCACGAAUGGAAAGAGACAUUAUGCACUUGUCUCAACCAAUUAGACAGCAUCAGUUGGUUCACAUUGUUAGUAGAAAAUAUUUGAGGAACUAUGAAUAAAUGAUUAAAAGACC